Molecule: messenger RNA, 1083 nt
Organism: Acanthamoeba castellanii str. Neff
Lineage: Eukaryota; Discosea; Longamoebia; Acanthamoebidae
Exons: 7
Coding region: 1-1083 (360 amino acids)
Biological process (GO): protein transport
Source: RefSeq, a predicted model, not a curated record
AUGGCGGAAUGGUUUCAAUCGAUGGCGGAAUGGUUUUGGCCACGUUUCGAUCCCAACAAAUGCAAGCUCUACCUCAAAUCCGCAGUCGUUCGUAUGAACUUGAAGAAGAAGAAGGGCCAGGAGCAGAACAAGCUGGCGGAGAAGGAGAUCAGCGAGCUGGUGAAGCAGGAGAAGGACGAGAUGGCCCGACUCCGGGUCGAGCAGCUGGUGCGCGAGCAGCGGCUGCUCGAGGCCUACGACGUGCUGGAGCUCUUCUGCGAGAUCGUCGUCACGCGCCUCCAGCUCAUCAACAUAGAGAUCCCCGAUGACUUGGCGGAGGCCGUGCACACGCUGACGUGGGCGUCGCUUCGUGUGGCGAUCCCCGAGCUCAAGCAGGUGGCCAACCAGUUCAAGCUCAAGUACGGCGAGGAGUUCCUCAAGGCGGCGCUCGACAACACCUCCUGCUAUGUCAACGAAGAGUUGAUGGAAAAGCUGUCGGUGUGCUGCCCCGAGAAGGACUUUGUCGAGGAGGAGUUUUUCCGCCUCUCGCCCGUGCCCGACAAGACCACGCAGCUCGAGUUCGCUUCGUUCGGCCAGGACGGGCCAUCAUCGAUGCCACCGAUGCCGUCCACCACCGAUUGCUGCCCGCCAGCCGGCGGCGCGCCCAUGCCCAUGCCCAUGCUGCCCCAGCAGCCGCUGCCCCAGCCGCAGCACUUCUCCACGGCGCCGGCGCCGGCGUCGACUUACGGGCCGCCGCCGCAGCCCACGCCGACGGCGAUCCCGCCCUACGUGCCGCCCGACCUGGACUUUGGCGACUGGUCGUCGCCGCUCGGUCCGUCCGCCUUCCCGCACCUACCCAGGCCGGCGCCCUCGCACCAGGCACCACCGGGGAUGCCUGCCCCUGCUAUCGGAGACGUCUUCGGCCACAUCGACCCGUCGCUGCAGUUCCCGCCCAUCCCCACGGACAACCCGGACCCGGCAUUCGUUUCACCCACGCCCCCCACCGCCGGUAAGCACCCGCCACCGUCAUCCCCCCCCCCCAAAUUCGUUCUCUCAGCCCCCUCGCACUACGAUCGUCUCACGCCGCCCUUCGUUUUUGCGUAG